Messenger RNA from Zingiber officinale, 2016 nucleotides. Its product is annotated as zinc finger BED domain-containing protein RICESLEEPER 2-like. Gene Ontology annotation, molecular function: protein dimerization activity; DNA binding. The coding region runs from base 1 to 2016 and encodes 671 amino acids. The transcript is spliced from 5 exons. NCBI's taxonomy places the organism in Eukaryota, Viridiplantae, Streptophyta, Magnoliopsida, Zingiberales, Zingiberaceae. The record is from RefSeq and is a predicted model, not a curated record.
AUGGAAAAUAAUGAUAACGAGGUUGAGGGUGCUAUGCAAACUAUUCCAACUAUGGGAAGUCAAGUUCUUGCAUCGACAGCAUCGCAUUCACAAAAUGAGAGUGUUCCAAUUGAGGCAAACGAAGCAACUCUAAAUAACACUUUAGAUGUUGAAAUUUCGGGUACAGAUGUUGGAACAAAAAGAAAAUGUAGAUCUAUUGCAUGGGAUCAUUUCGAGAAAAAACUAAUUGGAGGAAAAUGGAAAGCGAUCUGCAAUGAUUGUAAGAAAACCUUAGGUGGUGAUACUAAGAAUGGUACCAAGCAUUUACUUGACCACAUGAAAAUAUGCUUGCACAAGAAACAGAAGACCAUACAACAAUCUCUAUUGCAGCCAGCAAAAUCCAAUGAUGGGAUAAUGCAACUUGGGACAUACCAUUUCAACCAAGAUCAAGCGAGGACAGAGCUUGCAAAUAUGAUUAUAUUGCAUGAGUACCCGUUAUCUAUGGUUGAUCAUGUUGGCUUUAGAAGGUACUCUCAUGCAUUGCAACCAAUAUUUAAAGUUGUUUCCCGAAACACAAUCAAGACUGACAUCAUGAAGAUAUUCGAGUAUGAAAGAAAUAAAACAAUGAAAUUAUUAGACUCAAAUGUUAGUCGAAUUGCGUUGACAACUGAUAUGUGGACGGCAAGUAAUCAACAAAGAGGAUUCAUGGCCAUCACUUCACACUUCAUUGAUGUUUCAUGGAAAUUACAAAGUCGGCUUGUCAGGUUUAUAUAUGUGCCGUGUCCACAUACUGCUGAGGUUCUCGCAAAUGCACUUGUUGAUUGCCUCUUGGAUUGGAACUUGGAUCGUAAGUUAUCUACUUUAACCGUUGAUAAUUGCACAACUAAUGAUGCUAUGAUUGAGCUUAUUCUGGACAAGCUUCCUCCGAGUUCACUUAUCUUAGAAGGAAAAUUAUUUCACAUGCGCAACACCAAAAGAGAUGAAAAAUUUAUUGAAACAGCUCGACAAUUGAAGGUUCCAAGCACAAAGAAACUAGAACUUGAUUGCAAAACACGAUGGAACUCUACAUAUUUAAUGCUUAACACUGUAUUGGAAUAUGAAGCUGUGUUUGCUCGUUUGAAACAACGUGAAACUUUAUAUAAAAGAGUUCCCACACAAGAAGAUUGGUCAAAAGUGAGAGAGAUUUCUUCUAAAUUGGAGAUGUUUUUUGAUGCCACAGAGUUAUUUUCGGGGACCAAGUAUCCCACUAUAAAUCUUUUCUUCUCUACUAUUUGUGAUAUUAAGUUGGCAAUUGGUGAUUGGCUUCUCUCGGAUGAUAAUGUGGUGAAAACAAUGGCAACAAAUAUGAAAGUAAAGUUUGAAAAAUAUUGGGAUGUAAUGAAUUGUUUAUUGGCAAUUGGGAGUAUUUUAGAUCCAAGGUACAAGAUGAAGACAGUUCAAUUCUAUUAUCCUCUUGUUUAUGGUGAUAUGUCUUCUUAUGAGAUUGAAAAACUAAAGAAAAAGUUGUGUGACAUGGUUGAAGAGUAUGAGAAGAAAUCCAAACAAUCACAGAAAGUGAAAAAUUCACAAUCGUCUUCUUCUUUAAGGCCUCCACUUCCUAAGUGUGGUACUUAUGCUGAUAAAUUUGAGAUGUUCAUGGAUUCUAAUAAUAGUACUGAACAUGAGAAGUCGGACUUGGAUUAUUAUUUAGAAGAGUCUCUUUUGCCAAGAACAAGUGAGUUUGAUAUCUUAUGUUGGUGGAAGACAAAUGGGAUUAAAUAUCCCAUUUUGCAUGAUAUUGCUAAGGAUGUGUUGGCCAUUCCCGUGAUGACCGUUGCUUCCGAAUCAACAUUCAGUACUAGUGGGAGAAUUUUAAAUGCUCAUCGUAGUAGACUUCAUUCUAAAACUGUUGAAGCUUUGAUGUGUGCUCGAGAUUGGUUAUGGAGUGAAAUUCAAGAUUCUACAAUUUCAAUUGAUCAAAAGUUUGAUAAUGAUGCUGAUAUAGAGGAGCCAGAGUCGUCACGCACAAUUACAGAUAGUAACUCCAUAGAAUGUUAG